AAACUUUGUACAGUUAGUGUGACACGGUUCAUUUCAUGCGGUGGAGGUGGAAUAUAACCCGCAUAUGUUGAGGAUUUAUUCGUCGAUCAAAAUGACAGUUUACAAACGGUGUUUGUGUCAAAAGCAUCAUGUGCAUCCGAGUCGAAAUCGAAUUGUCGUCAUGAAUACCGCGCGUCACGAUGGAUACAAAACGAUUGUUGGCUUUAUUCUGGUUAUCGGCACUAGCGUGCGGUCGAAGAUUAAACGACGAGCACACUAAACAAAAUAGUUCAAACAAGAAUUUACCUACAAAAUCAAUUGACACUCAAGACGAUCUCAGUUCUCGAAGUUAUGGACUUCAAGGGCCAGAAAUAGAUUCUCCGGAUGAUGAAUUUAAAUCUGAGGUGUCAGACGUAUGGAUGCCUACAAGUUCAUCAAAAUCAAUGGCAAAACAAAUUCAUGAGCCUGAAAUUGAUGAUUAUGGAGAACCGGAAAAACCAGAAAAACUAAAUGACAAGGAAGAAAUGGAUUCAUUCGAAAGACUUAAUGACGAAAAAAUUGAAGAUCCCGAAAAUGGUAAUGAAGAUUUCGAACAAGUGAAAAAAGUAAAAGAGGUGUCAAUAAUGACGUUGAAACCAAAAGAACAUAACAAAGUAUUAGAUCCAAUAAGUGAUCAACAAGGCCGUCCUCCUAUGAGAAUCAUACGGCCUAUGAGAGAUUUGAGUAUACUUGUCAGAAAUCGGCACCAUCCUAUAUUAAUAGCCCGUCAAGUACCUGUCCAUUGGAUACCUCACAACCAUCACCGUCCACAUAAGCCACUACAUCCACAUAAACCACUACAUCCACAUAAGCCACUACUUCCACAUAAGCCACCACAUCCACACAAGCCACUGUAUCCACAUAAACCUCACCACCCUUCGAUGCCGAAACACAAACCAUGUAAGCCAUGUGAUCCUAAAGUUCAUAAAAAACAUAAGCCAAAAAAACCGAAAAAAAAACCAAAAAAAAAGCCAAAGAAAGAACACUGUCACCACCCAAAGAAACCGCAUCAUAAACGAUUAUUAUAUUAUGCCCCUAUACCUACCGCCAUGAACUACUAUUACGGGUCACAAAUUCCGGUGAAAUUGAUUAAACCAAGUAAUAAUUAUAAUAUGGCACAAAGCCUAGAGAACGAAGAUGUAGAAAUUGAGACCGAAAGACCAUUUCACCAAGAAGUUGAAGAUGAUGUUGAAGAACAUAGGUUAGCCGAAAUGAGUGAACCUUUUGAUGAAGAGGUUCCCGAUGAAAGUAAAAUAAAAUCAAUUGAGAACAUUUAAAGGGUGAAAUGUAACUUUUUAUAAAAGUAAAAAUUAAUCAAAUCAUUGCAAUCAAAGUUUUUAUCAGAAUUAUAGAAUUACUUACGUACAUAAUUAUUUUAUCUAUGAUAUUUUGGUAGACACAAACCUCUUUUAACUAUUCAACAAAACUUGAACUUUAAUCGUCCACACAACACAAUAUAUGGACAGAACAAUUAUUAUAUUCAAUGGCAUAUAGAUCAUAUUUUCAUAAAUCUCAAAGUGAUUGGAACAUUUUUCUACUGUAACUUUACAAACUUUACACUUUUACUAACAUUAGAUUCAGUUUGUUUUUUGUGUAUCAUGCAUUUGGUUUGUAUGGAUAUGAACUGUAUUAGUAGAUAAUAUUAUACAAAACAUAAAACUCGUUUAUUCAUAACUCUAAACAAGACAUUUAACGUAUUUUUAAUUUGUAUACAUACAUAUUUUAUCACGUAG
This is a messenger RNA of Metopolophium dirhodum (rose-grain aphid), 1751 nucleotides long. Its product is annotated as neurofilament medium polypeptide-like. NCBI's taxonomy places the organism in Eukaryota, Metazoa, Arthropoda, Insecta, Hemiptera, Aphididae. Bases 180 to 1295 code for a protein of 371 amino acids. The record is from RefSeq and is a predicted model, not a curated record. The transcript has 2 exons.